CUGCAUGUAACACAUUUUAAUGUACUCCUUGAGUGGCUAUUUUUGUGACGUUACACCCCAUUCUUAACAAAACCUGCAACUGUCCGUGAAUUACGUUGUUGUUGGGGGUUUUUAUCUUUUUUUUUUAUUAUUCUUUUUUUUUUAGGUUUCGUGCAAUUGGAUUUACUGUUAUUGCGUCAUUCAUCGUGACGCAUAUCGCAAGCACGAUCGCCCUAGUUCUGAAAUAUGACGCCAAUCUCUUGCAUAAUAAUGCGGAAUAUUACAACCUCAUCUACAUUCGUCCUUACACCCGGAUCGGUACGUACGCCAUCGGCCUCGCCCUGGGUUACGCCCUACAGAAGACGAACCGUACUUUUCCAAUAAGUCGGAAGAUGCAGGUGCUCGGGUGGAUGUGCUCUGUCGCGGUUGCCCUGACAACGCUGUACGCGAGGUACGGCGAAAUGACGAGUCCAGGUGACUGGAAUGCGGGUCAGCGCGCUGCCUUUGAGACGGGAAGUCGAAUUGGGUGGGCGCUAUCCGUCUGCUGGGUGAUUCUCGUCUGCGCAACCGGAAGUGGAGGUCUGGUGAAUUCUGUUCUCUCCUGGGAGGGCUGGCUGCCUCUGUCUCGUCUCACCUUCGGAGCCUACCUCAUACACAUCUUAGUCAUGGUGUACGACGUCAACACACACAGAGUCAGAGGAUACAUCACUCUCUACUACAUUAUUUCAAAGUUCUUUGGAUUUUGCACUGCGACCUAUCUUUUUGCAUUUGUGAACGCGUUGGUGGUAGAAGCGCCUCUUCUGGGUAUAGAGAAAAUACUUCUUAAAAAACGAUAAAUAUAUUGAUGGAAAGAUAUAAGGGAUCAUACCACCACUAACUUGGGGGAGUGACGUCAACCAAAACUCUUAUCGAAAUGGUCAGGUCCCCAGUUUACGAAGUGAUCUUAGCGUUAAGGUCAUCUUAAUCGCAUUAGGUAGUUAUGCACUUAAGGUAAUCUUAGCGCAAAGAUCGCUUCUUAACUCAGGUGUCCAGGACGUUAAUCGAGUUAUUGGCAUUAAAUCUGACAUCACUGACAAUCAAUCCACCAUUUGACUCGUGCUUACAUCCACUGAAGGUUCAAGCACGACUGUCCUGGGCACAUUCUCCGAGAUUCCCCUUUGAUGUGUCCAAGACAGGGAAUAUUAACAUUCAAUUUAUAAAGAUACUAAUACGCUAAUAGUCACUGAAAUCUAGCCUAUAAUA
This is a messenger RNA of Gigantopelta aegis, 1221 nucleotides long. Its product is annotated as nose resistant to fluoxetine protein 6-like. NCBI's taxonomy places the organism in Eukaryota, Metazoa, Mollusca, Gastropoda, Neomphalida, Peltospiridae. The transcript has 5 exons. The record is from RefSeq and is a predicted model, not a curated record. Bases 372 to 815 code for a protein of 147 amino acids.